This is a messenger RNA of Calypte anna (Anna's hummingbird), 736 nucleotides long. It is a transcript of the gene ZNF593, whose product is annotated as zinc finger protein 593. Bases 44 to 445 code for a protein of 133 amino acids. The transcript has 3 exons. The record is from RefSeq and is a predicted model, not a curated record. NCBI's taxonomy places the organism in Eukaryota, Metazoa, Chordata, Aves, Apodiformes, Trochilidae. Gene Ontology annotation, molecular function: nucleic acid binding; zinc ion binding.
CUGCGCCUGCGCACUGCGCUCCGGCUGCCGGCGUGGUUCCGCCAUGUCGCCGCGGAACGGGCGCCGAACCGGAGCUCACCGGGCCCAUUCUCUGGCCCGGCAGUUGAAGACCAAGCGGCGCCGCCGCGAUCUGGAUGAGAUCCACGGGGAUUUAGAGCCCCAGAACGCUGCCCGCCUCCUGCGGCAGGAACCCGACCCCGACCUGCCGGGCUGCGGACAGUUCUACUGCCUGCACUGCGCGCGCUACUUCAUAGACCUGACCAGCAUGAAGGAGCAUUUCAGGUCCAAGGUGCACAAGAAAAGGCUGAAGCAGCUCCGGGAGGCCCCAUACACCCAGGAGGAGGCCGAGCGUGCGGCCGGGAUGGGCUCCUACAUCCCCCCCCAGAAGGUGGAGGUGCAGACCCAGCCUCUGGAGGAGGUCACUGAGAUGGAGGCAUCCAGCUGAGCAGGGACUGAGGGGCCGGGUGGCUCUGUAAGGGCCUCUUUGUCCUUGGAUUUGUCAGGAAAACACAUCCCAGCACAGCUUGCCAGCAAACACGGACUAAUGAGGAGAAAGAGCCAGCAGGACCCUGGCUGCCCUCACGGGGUGUCCUUUUUUUGGGGGCAGGGACAAGCUGCUGCUUCCCAGAACUCUGAUCCAGUGACUGUCUGCUCAUCUCUUUGCUUUUAGAGUGGUUUCAGGCUUCUUUCAGAGGUUGAUCUGGGUGAGUCGCCCAUUAAAAGAUGUCACCCAACA